CAGGUACUCCUUGAAACAAUUGACAACCCGAAACAAAAGAAAAGCGAAAGCUACUUCAAUAUUAUACAAAAGAUGUAUUAAAAUUUUUGGUUAAUUUCGGUACCCCAAUGUUCAAAAAUCGUCGAACCGAUCCAAGAAUGGAGUGCGAAAUAUGUGAUAUCACCAGCAAUGCCGGUGGCCAUAAGCUUAAUCCUGCGGACCUCAAACCGGAAACCACCCUGGAGAUGGAGAUUGAGGAGGCACUGUCCUCCAGCAGUGCCGAUGACACGCCGCCGGGUAUGUUGGUGGUAGAGACUCGCAUCAGUUCCUGGCCAAAGGUGCAGUGCUUUGAGUGCAAGGAUGGCACCACCACGGAUGCGGAGGAUCCCCAGCUGCCGGCCUGCCCGCUGGGGCUGAAGCCAAAUGUGCAGUUCCAGAAGCUUUCACAACCAAGUCAUCCACUGGUCAGCACGGAAGUCGCCCUGGCCGCCGCCUCCUGCUCCGCCUAUUCCACAGCGCCAGCCAAGCCCGCGGCCACGGACUCCAUUGCCACGUUGCGCCACUGCGUCAAUGGUGCCACCCAGUGCAAUAACCUGAAUUACGAGUCCGCGUCCAAUGAAUCGAUGCCCUCGGUGGGAUCGCUCGUGUGCCGCAUUUGUCACAAUGCCGAUAAUCCCGAACAACUCGUGUCGCCGUGUUUGUGCAAGGGCUCGCUGACAUAUGUCCAUGUGCACUGCCUGGAGUGUUGGAUUAGCACCUCGCGCUGCACCACCUGCGAGUUGUGCCAGUUCCAGUACAAUACGGAGCAGACUCUGCGAUUUCGUUGCAGGUACACCUGUCUGCAGUCGCUGCGCCUGUGGUACACGAGGGCCAUGAGUCGCAGGGCGCUGCAGGAGGACUGCCAGAUGUUCUCGCUGCUCACGCUGGUGGCCUUUGGCAUCAUUGGGACCCUGCUGGUGGGCAUCCAGUACUACGCCCUGCACACCCACUCCUGGGGUCUGAGUAAGCUGUGGACCAAGUCCUGGAUGCUGUUCUUCCUGUUCAUGACGAUCACCGUUUACUUCGCCAAUAUCUACAUGCUGAUCAAGUCCCAGCUGACGCCCUGGUAUCGCUGGUGGCAGUCUGCGCGGGACAUUAAGCUUAUCCUGGAGAACCGACGACCGUUUCCCAACCCAAGUCGCUUCCUGCGGCCCUUUCACAUGGAGACGGCCUCGACGACAGCCUCCAUGUUCACCCACCACGAUCAGCAGGAGCAGGAGGUGCCGGUGCCCAGCUCCUCGCCCGCCCUCGUGAUCACGUCCAGCGACGAGGAGGCGGAGGAUAAGUUGGCCCCCAAAUGGGGUGUGCGACUGGACAGCGACGUCCUGGCCGCAGUGGUGGCGGCCACCGUGGAAUCGAUUGCUGACGCAAGUGCCCGCGAGAGUGACAAACAGGACGAGGGGCAGCAGCAGAAUCCGUUGCAACAGCAACAGCAACAACGGCAACCGGAUGGCGGCAACUGAAAGGGGGCAAUGACGAGCACUGGACUGGGUCUCGAGGGGAUCAGGAUGGAUGGCAUGGAUAGCAAGGUCUGGGCAAGUAAUUAAGACUCAAGGGCAAGGAUUUGGCGGGGCUUAAGUUGUUUGCGUGUCAUUUGUUUAAUGUAGUUUCAAUGCCUCAAAUUAACUCUCUCUCUCGAUGAGAGCUCGAAAUAAAUGGGUAAACUUAA
This is a messenger RNA of Drosophila teissieri, 1687 nucleotides long. RefSeq names its product E3 ubiquitin-protein ligase MARCHF4. Lineage: Eukaryota; Metazoa; Arthropoda; Insecta; Diptera; Drosophilidae. The coding region runs from base 108 to 1481 and encodes 457 amino acids. Gene Ontology annotation, molecular function: zinc ion binding; ubiquitin-protein transferase activity. The record is from RefSeq and is a predicted model, not a curated record. The transcript is spliced from 6 exons. Gene Ontology annotation, biological process: protein ubiquitination.